This is a messenger RNA of Symbiodinium necroappetens, 954 nucleotides long. The record is from the annotation of a GenBank genome assembly. Lineage: Eukaryota; Dinophyceae; Suessiales; Symbiodiniaceae.
GAGCAGAUGGUCCCUCAUCAAUCUCUGGCCGAGGCUCUUUCCUUGACGGAUGAGGGGGAGCUCGAGGAAGCGCUCAGGAGGCUUCAGGAGCUUCCACCGGCGGAGCUCCGGCGGAGACGCACCAUCUUGUUCUCGCCGGCGAACUCGCUCGAUGGUUGGGAGCCUCGACGACUAAUCACUGGUGCACGCGCAGCCGGAGACGAGGAGGAGGACGAGUUCUUCGAGACUCCCGACGAGAAGCGUGUACGCCUGGCAAAGGAGUAUCUCAAGACCAUCGGAGAGGGGAAGACCCGAGAAGAGGUUCAGGAGGAGCUCGCGAAGGAUACCUCGCGGCGGCAGGUAUCAGAUCUGGCUCUCGGCAAGCCUCGAUUUCUGCGAGGGCACAAGAUGGCUGUGACCAGCGUGUGUCUGACUGCAGACGAAGGCACGAUGUACACCGGCGGCAAGGAUUGCGCAGUGCUGCGCUGGGAUGUCGAAACCGGCAAAAAGGACGUUUUUCCGGGUGGUCGCAACAAGUUCGACUGUGGCGGCCACUUCGAGAAGGUCCUUUCUGUGGCCCUGCUCGAAGAGAAAGGGCUCCUUGUGAGUGUGGGGGUGGAUCGCUUGGUGAGACUUUGGGACCCGCGUGCGGCGGCAACCAGCAACACCAUGCUGCUAAACUUGCUUAUCUUCCUGCUUGUCAAACUCUUGAGCCUUUUGAAGCCGUCUGCUCCUAUGCAUGGAGCCGCGCGGCAUGCCCACAUGGUGAGAGCCGCCGCGCGCGAAGCCGCCGCGGAGAUGCAAAAGGAGUUCAAGCUGACCUUUGAUGACUUUGCUUGCCAUCUCCCAGAGGUGCAGCCGAAUCUGAUCGCUGCGGAUUUCCCGUCGCGCGCGCGGCAGCACUGGCUGGCCGCUCGCUUGAACCGGGACCAUGCUGGCAGAUAUCUGGUUGUGAACCUCUCUGGCACAACUUAC